GGGGCGGGCGGAGGCCCAGGCCAAGAGCUGGCGUCGAGCGGCUGGAACCGUCCUCCAGUGCAGGAACCUGCGGUGUGAGGUGCGGCGGUGUGAGCGGCGGCACAGAGCAUGUGCGGGCGGACGUCCUGCCACCUGCCCUUGGAGGCCCUCACCCGAGCCUGCGCCUACCGGGACCGGCAGGGCCGCCAGCAGCUCCCGGAAUGGAGGGACCCUGACCGGUACUACCCCUCGUACAACAAGAGCCCGCGGUCCAGCACUCCGGUGCUCCUGUCGCGGCGGCACCUGGAGAAGGGUGCAGACUCAUCUGAGCGGAUCAUUGCUCCCAUGCGAUGGGGCUUAGUCCCAUCCUGGUUUAAAGAAGCUGAUCCCUCCAAGCUGCAAUUCAAUACAACCAACUGCCGUAGUGAUACCAUAAUGGAGAAACGGUCCUUCAAGGUGCCUCUGAGUAAGGGAAGGCGCUGUGUUGUUUUAGCAGAUGGAUUCUACGAGUGGCAGCGACAUCCGGGAACAUACCAGAAGCAGCCAUACUUCAUCUACUUCCCCCAAAUCAAAACAGAAAAGUCAGGCAGCAUGGGCGCUGCAGACAAUCCUGAGGACUGGGAGAAAGUCUGGGACAAUUGGAGGCUGCUGACAAUGGCUGGCAUCUUUGACUGCUGGGACCCUCCAGAGGGAGGAGACUGCCUAUAUUCUUACACCAUCAUCACAGUAGAGUCCUGCCAAGGCUUGAAUGACAUCCACCACAGGAUGCCUGCCAUAUUAGAUGGAGAGGAGGCAGUCUCCAAAUGGCUGGACUUUGGUGAGGUCUCAGCCCAGGAAGCUCUGAAGUUAAUCCAUCCCACAGAGAACAUCGCCUUCCAUCCAGUCUCUACCGUGGUGAACAACUUCCGAAACGACACUCCUGAGUGUCUGCUUCCUGUCGACUUACUCGUCAAAAAGGAGUUCAAGCCAAGUGGCAGUAGCCAGAAGAUGUUGCAGUGGCUGGCCACAAAGUCACCAAAAAAAGAAGACCCCAAAACACCAAAAAAGGCAGAGCCAGAUGUGCCCCAGUGGUCCAGCCAGUUCCUACAGAAGAGCCCAGGCCCCCUCAAAAGAAGCAGUGCAGGACUCCUGGAGCGAUGGCUGAAGCAAGAGAAGGAGGAGGAGCCCAUGGCCAAGCGGCCUCACACCCAAAGUGCAGGACUUUCAGACCAAGGCCUUCAUGUGCCGCACUGAAUGCCAAGGUGACAACAGGUUCCUGCACUUUAUGUGUGUGUAUGUUGGGCAGGGGUUGCUUUGGAAGGAGGUAGCAGUGUUAGUUAAUGGUUAUGGCUUUUGGGGGAGUGGCUGUCCUGGUUGUGACCAGGAAACCCCAUUGGAGCAGGUGGGUGGCCUGGGAAUAGGAAGGGCCACGGUGUCAACUCGUGGUGGGAGGGGAAGGAGCUCCUGUGCCACAGCCCCUCCUGGUAGGACUGAUAGACCUUCCCUCAGAGCCAAACCUGUCCCCGUGUAGCUAGCAGAGGCCAUUUUCUACCUAGCCUUUGGGCUCUUUCACUCUUGGAAUUAAAUUCUUAAAACAUUGUAUUUUUUUUCUGAAUAAAUUAUAUUUGAA
Phacochoerus africanus (Common warthog) is the source of this 1588-nucleotide messenger RNA. RefSeq names its product 5-hydroxymethylcytosine binding, ES cell specific (gene HMCES). The record is from RefSeq and is a predicted model, not a curated record. Gene Ontology annotation, molecular function: single-stranded DNA binding. The coding region runs from base 109 to 1212 and encodes 367 amino acids. Gene Ontology annotation, biological process: DNA damage response. The transcript is spliced from 6 exons. Lineage: Eukaryota; Metazoa; Chordata; Mammalia; Artiodactyla; Suidae.